GGACAGAAACCCACGUCGUCGCCCGCGGUAGAUAGAUAGAGAUAGAUAGAGAGGCAGGGGAGACCCCAGCGACGCUGCCGGGGCGUGAAGAGGGAGGAAAACGGCGUUUUUCUGAUAAAGAGGAAUAGUGCUGGACAAGUGCUUCACCUGUUAGCCGCUUCUGGAGCCUGUUCGACACUAAUGAUGAUGAUGAUCAUGAUGGUGAUGAUGACGGCGCUGGCAGUUUGACAGCUUUCUGAAGCUGACGAAUGUAGAAUAUUUCAAGGCCCUGGAAGCCUCGGAGCCGUCAAGAUGUCCAGAAUCCCUGGAAGGUUGUAGUCCUGCAUUCCUCCAACAGGAGCCCUUGCUGGGGAGGGAGGAAGGGUUAAACAGAAGCCUGAAACCAAGAUAAACUCUGGUAAUAUCAGUAGACUCCAGCCGCGGAACCAUGUAGAACCUCCUUCUCUUCCUAAGGGGUGUGGGUUAGCUUUUAUAGCUCGUUUUAAUCGUCCGUUUUUACCUUUUUAAUCACUUCCUUCACUAGUUUGUGUCAAGUCUUGGACCAGACUGCGAGACAGAAAUGGUCCUGCACACCUCCCCCUACCCGAGUGCCUUCCUCAGCUUCCUCAGCAGCCUGUCCUGGGCCUUAGUGUUCCCCUGCUAUUGGAUGCUGGACAGGCUCUUGGCCUCCUGUGUCGCCACAACGUUGGAAAAGCGAAGACGGUCACAGGACCCUUGCUCUUUCCUGGCUCUGGGGGUGCUGAUCUCUACACCUCUGUACCUGGUACUGCUGCUGGCCUCUUUACCUUUCGCCCUGCUUGGCUUUCUGCUUUGGGCACCCUUGCAGGCCUCCCGGCACCCGUACAUCUAUUCGUACCGUAAACCGGACGUUCAUCGGGCUGAGCAGGGACCGUCCACUACAGGGUCCAGCGAAUGGCGCCCUCAAGGCCGCAGCUUUUGCUUCGGAAGUGCCAAUGUGUGCCUGCUGCCUGACUCUCUGGCCCGAUUCAACAACCUGGCAGACACACAGUGCAGGGCACGGGAAGUGGGCAAGCGAAUCCGCAACGGAGCCAGUCGGCCACAGAUAAAGAUCUACAUUGAUUCGCCUACCAACACCUCGAUCAGUGCCGCAUCCUUUUGCAGCCUGGCCACACAGGGCUUCCGACGGACAUCCUCACUUGAUCAUCGCCCAGAGCCAACUGCUGGUAGUGACCAAGACAGUGAGCCUGUAUCCGAGUGUCCUGUGCAUCCUUCUGGAGGAUCAAGCUCAGACUGCCCCAUCCAUAAUGGCCAGAAUACAUCAGACUGUCCCGUUCAUUCUUCAGGAGGGACAAACUCAACCUGCCCAGUCCAUAACAGCCAGAACACUGCCGAGUGUCCACUGCACUCCUGCCUUGAGGAAUCAUCUUCGGACUGCCCGGUUCACCAGUCCGGAGACCAGCAAGCAUCUGGAGACUGUCCGGUCCAUUCCACGACAGCAGUUCCGAGCUCAGACGACUGCCCCAUGCAUCCUUCCUCUGUCCAGAUCAGCAUCACUUCCCCUGAACCGGAAACAACCGAGACUAGAAACCAUUGCCCCAGCGACGGAGACACCGGAAGCCUUCACAGUCGCACUGCCUCUCGAGAGUCCUUGACCCGUUUCCACGGCACAACAGAUGGUGGCGGAAUCUCUUCCAACAACACCCUCUCUCAGCACCGCGCAUCUGUCUUCAAGAGGCCAACUGGUCGCAAGCGCCGACACGGUGACGAUGGCUUCGACCAUGAAAUCUCCGCCUUCUUCCCUGCCAACCUGGACUUCCUGUGCUUGCAGGAAGUGUUUGAUCGGAGGGCAUCAGAGAAGCUCUGUCGGCAGCUGCACCGCUACUUCCCUUACGUGCUGAGCGACGUGGGGCGAUACGGCUGGAAGGGCUGCUGCUCGCGGUUUAAGUUCCUCAACAGCGGCCUGCUCCUGGCCAGUCGCUACCCCAUCCUAGAUGCACACUAUGAAUGCUACCCUAACGGCCGCAGUGAGGAUGCCCUCGCAGCCAAGGGAGCGCUAUACGCCAAGGUACAGGUGGGCACCUCCCAUCAGGAGCAGAGGGUUGUUGGAUACAUCACCUGCACUCACCUGCACGCUAUAGAGGGUGAUUCGUCAGUGCGCUGUGAGCAGUUGGACAUGCUGUUGGAGUGGGGCGCUGAGUUCAGGAGGGCUACAUCGGUUCCUGCAGGUGAAGAGAAAGCUCUGGAGGAUCAGGUGGCCUUUGACGUCAUCCUCGGAGACUUUAACUUUGAUAACUGCUCUUCUGAGGAUAAGUUGGAGCAGCAGCACGCUAUUUUUACGCAGUACAGAGAUCCGUGUCGUCUGGGGCCUGGAGAGGACAAGCCAUGGGCUCUGGGUACCUAUUUGGACACAAGUGGUCUAUAUGAUGAAGAAGUGAGCUCUCCAGAGAGUCUUCAGAAGGUAAUGGAAAACGAGGAAGGCAGAAAAGAGUACUUGGUGUUUCCAGCGAGCAAGAACCAGUGUCCCAACCAGAAAGGGCGCAAGAUUCCUCUGAAAGGGAACGGCCGCAGGAUCGACUACAUCCUUUACAAGGAGGAAGGCCUGCAGCCGGACUGGAAAGUGGACAUCGAGGAGUUCAGCUUCAUCACCCAGCUGGCCGGCCUGACUGACCAUCUCUCUGUGGCGGCAAGACUGGCUGUUUCUACAGGAGAAGAGGAGUCCUAGGACCUGGCUGUUCUUUUACACACCGCCACGGACAGAAGGAGAGAGGGAGAGAUGAAAAAGUAGAAGGGAAGAAUGGCGUAGGGACUUCCAGCUUAAUACGAUAGAUGAAGAGGGAAGUUUAGAGAGCUGUUAAAGUCAUCGUCACCUGAUGAUGAAGUGAGUGUAGGUUCUGAAGUGCAGAGAGAAAGAGAAAUGGAGAAAGAAAGAGAGAGAGAGGGAAUGGAAAAGGAGGAGAGGAGCGACUGUGUGACAUUUUUUUGGAGCAUGAUUCUUAAGAACACUGUCAAUCUCAAUCUCAGCACGAGGGCACACCAACACACACCCACACACACAAGCCCACAUUCAAACACGCACACACACACCCACACACACACACACUUCACAUGCUGAUCUGUUUCCGUGUUCGGAGGCCAGAGACAAUUCCAUGACCUCACAGUCUCACUUCCUUCUUUGCGGGACUCUCCACAUCCCUAGAAUGAGAGAGUUUACGUCUUUCUGUAACCUGUAACCUGUAAACGCUCCAGUUCAGCUCACCUCUGCUGUUCUAACUCUUCUCCGGAGCGAAUUUUCUGGUGCCAUGACCCGGGGAGGGGGGAUGAAGUCUUUCAGGGAAAAAGAAAAAGAAGAAGAAGAAGAAAAAAAAAGAAGAAGAAUGCAUGAGAAGAAGAAAAAAAAAUCCUGGAUUCACAGUAUUGCACGACCUGCCACUUUAAUAAUAUUAAUAAUAAUAAUACAGAUUAUAAUAACAAUAAUUAUAGUAAUAAAACAAUAAUAAACACACACACACACACAGAUAAUCCUGCUGACGUGAGUCUACUUGUAGAAGAAAGGACUUUUCCCACUCCUUAUUCCACACAGGCCUCCUCUAGAACCUCAGCAAGAAGUGUUUUUCUUUUCUAACCUCUUUCUAGACCUUUCUAUGGGCGAGCUUGUGGGCUUUGUAGGGAGUUUGUAUAUUGAACACUCACUGGCAACCUGGGUCAGUCCGUUAGUGGCCGGCCAACUAAAUCAAGCUAAUGAACUGCAACCACAUCACAUGAUGGAGAGAUCUUCUGUUUCUAGCAUGGUCAGGUUCAUUGUAGUAAAUUACAAUCAUUUGAUCAUUUGAUUGUGUGGCUGUGUGUGUGUGUGUGUGUGUUUGUGCACGUGCCGUGCACCAUAGGAAAGCAGUUGUGCAGUAAGUAGUAAGUACAGCUUUCUGGAGACCCAUAGAACGCUCAUGGCCGUGGAUCCACCGGCCUUCAGAGAAGCAGAAAGUGACUCAAUCCCAGUCAGUCACAGUCAGUUCUCUCUCUCUCACACACACACACACACACACACAAACACACACAGACAUAGACAAACAAACAUAGACACACACACACACACACACACAUACACCCAAGCCUGCAGUAUUGCCCUGGCUAAAUCCCAGGGGGAAGGUUUUGGGGCGUUGUCAGGAUGCUGCAAAGCUGCAAAGGACCUCAAGGCUCUGUGUGUUGCGUUUACCGUGGUGGCACCCGUGCAAAUGUUUACACACCUGUUAACCUACUACAGGCGACACUACGGAGGACGAGUGAUCCGGACCGGACUUUAUUUCAGACUUGACUCGAUUUGAUUUCAGUGCUGUCUUCUCAUCUGUUCACCUAGUUGCUUUUAUACUCUCUAUAGAUCUCUUUCUAAAUGAUAAUUAUUGAUAUUGUUACUAUUACCAUCAUUAAUGGUAAUUAAUUAGGAUUCUUGUUAUUUUCUGUUGAAACGUUGCAGUGUUUCCCACAUUAGCCGAGCUGCUGACAGUCCAACUGGAAGCACGUCCAACUCACCUCCACCUUAAGGGGGAUUUUUUUUUAUUUGGUAUGGUUUCACAUGGUUGAUAUGUACACAGAGUCCAUGAGAGUUGAGGGCGGGGCUUGCAGUUUUCAAUUAGGAAACAUCAAUUAACAGUACUUACGACAAAAUGUCUGUACUAAGACAUUAAUUAUUGUUAAAAAAUGGGAAAAAAUUGGGAUGUCUAAUGGCUUGUUCGACUAUUAAUCAACAUGACUUAGAAAAACAUUCUUAAACAUUAAAAUUUUGAAAUUUUUUAUAAAGUCAAUUAUGAAGGCUUAGUGGUUAGCAGGUUCGCCUCCCAGAGUUGGUAGUGGGUUCAAGUCUCUAUCUGGGUUGAGUUUCCAUGUUCUCCUGUGAAAGGCAGUAUGUAAGUGUACUGAACCAUUUACUGAACCAACAACGUUUAUUACUGUUGAUUGAUGUACCCUUAUUGCAAAGUGUUGCAGAGUUUGGCUUUAGUAUCAAACUAUAAUUUCAUUACAGUGGUGGUGAUUGGAACCAGCAUCAGAUAUAGCUAUUUUAUAUACAGUACUAUACAGGUCUAUUUUCUUACAUAAGGUGCACCAAAUGUAUGUAAUGGGUACAUUAAAAGGAUGUCUGCCUUCUUAUGUCAUUCCUUAUAACAAGAGGUUUGACGACCCACAGAUCUGCAAAUCUGGCAGUCCACUCACUCGCAUUUUGAUUAAUGUUUUCUUAUAUUUCCUAUCCUUUUUAUUAAAUGAAAUUCCUUCAGUGAAACAUUUUCAGUGUCUGCAGCAUUUUCAACUAAGAUCUAUUUAUUUUACCAGAACUAGUCUCUAUUGAUUAUCUCUUAGUUGUUUUUAGUAUUUGUCAUAGUUUACUUUCUAAAACCUAAAAAAUAAAGUCUCUGUGCAUUUAAUUUAAUUUAAAAUAAUUUGCUUGCUUUUGCUAGAUUAGAUAUUGUGCCGACUUUAUUUAAGGCAGUGGACUGAUAAAUGCUCACUAUCUAGGGGUUCCAUUUACCACCACUGUGAACAGUUCUAAGCACUCCGAAUGACUUUGUUUACAUAUUAACAGCUGACUGAAGCAGAAAUGUAAAAAUGUCUGUGGAAUUCCCCUUAAUGUCCUAAUCAGGAAUUGCCAAAACAGUGCCACAGCUUCUUCAGGGUCAGCUCUGGUCAUGAGUUUCACACCUGCAUGAUAAAUAUACUCAUAACGGACGACAGUGAGUCAUUAUAGUGCUGAUGUUUGAAGGUUCUGACAAAUUUCUUUACUGGUGUGGCCAUUGAAGCAGUUCCUAAUUGGGGCUUUUAAAUACUUACUUUUGAAGGUACUUUGGAAAUGUUCUGGACUUCACUGGGCGUCCAAAAUAUUAUUUUGAAAUAUUCUACUUCUUUUCAAUCUUGUAUUAUAUCAUACUUUUGA
This is a messenger RNA of Astyanax mexicanus (Mexican tetra), 5878 nucleotides long. RefSeq names its product sphingomyelin phosphodiesterase 3 (gene smpd3). Gene Ontology annotation, cellular component: extracellular region; cytoplasm. Lineage: Eukaryota; Metazoa; Chordata; Actinopteri; Characiformes; Acestrorhamphidae. Gene Ontology annotation, biological process: sphingomyelin metabolic process. Gene Ontology annotation, molecular function: sphingomyelin phosphodiesterase activity. The record is from RefSeq and is a predicted model, not a curated record. The coding region runs from base 560 to 2683 and encodes 707 amino acids. The transcript is spliced from 8 exons.